AUGGUCUUCAGCUUGAAAAUAAAGCUGCCUAAGAAAAUACUCCGACGUUAUCCGGCUUAUGAGCUCUAUCUCUACGGGGAAGGAAGUUACGCGGAAGAAAACAGAAAUCUGGUGUUAACUGGGAUUCCAGUCCUCUUCCUUCCGGGCAACGCUGGCAGUUACAAGCAAGUACGUUCUCUUGGGUCGAUUGCACUCAGGAAGGCAGAAGACCUCGAUUUCAAGCACCAUUUUGAUGUCUUCAGCGUUAACUUCAACGAGGAGCUUGUGGCCCUCUAUGGGGGAAGUCUGCAGAGGCAGACCAGAUUUGUGCACGAGUGUAUCAAAGUAAUUCUUAAAUUGUAUAAGGGCCAAGGCUCUGCGCCGUCCAGUGUUGCCAUUGUGGGCCACUCCAUGGGCGGUCUGGUUGCCCGAGCACUUCUGACUCUUAAAAACUUCAAGGCGGAGCUCAUCAAUGUCCUUGUUACUCAAGCCACGCCUCAUAUCGCACCUGUGAUGCCUUUAGACCAAUAUCUGACUGAUUUUUACACAGCUGUGAACCAUCACUGGAAUCUCAAGGCUCAGGACAGAGCGAAUCUAACCACGCUCUCCGUGGCGGGAGGAUUUCGAGAUUAUCAAGUCCGUUCAGGACUGGCUUUGUUGCCCAGAUCAAGCCGACAAGACAGUGCCUUGUCUGUUGUGAGCUCAGAAGUUCCUCGAGUCUGGGCUUCAACGGACCACCUUUCCAUAGUUUGGUGUAAAGAGUUGAUCUUGGCUACCGUCAGAGCCUUUUUCGACCUGAUUGAUGAAAACACUAAGCAGAUAACUCAAGAUCCUCAAAAGAGAAUGCUAGUCCUGGAACAUCACUUCCUGAAGCACCCAGCAAAAUUCUUCGAAGAAAAGCCCGAACCGUUUGCUGAACUAGCAGGAGCCUUAAUAUGGAUCCUGAUAGAAACUUCAAAAUGGUCUUAUACAGCACACAACGAAUCUGAUGGAAAAUAUUUUACCUUCCCCCUCUCAAAUCACAGAAAAUCCUACAGUCACGUUCACUGUCAAAACAGUAUGUUGGACACAAAUAGCUGGGUGUACGGCUGUACGGACGGUUCCUCGCCUAUGUGUCUGCACGGUGUCGACCUAUCUUGGAAGGCUGAAUUACUACCAACGGUUAAGACUGUGACUCUGAAACUGCAAGACUAUCCUUCUUUGACUCAUCUUGUACUGCAUGUACCAGCUGUCAAUAGUAAUAAGUUUACUGUGGACUGUGAGUUCUUUGAUGAAGUCUCCAGAACGGUGGAACUCCCCGUGACCCAUCUCUUUUCUUUUGGGCUCUCUUCAAGCAAAAUUGUAUUAAAUUCAACUGGCCUUAUUCACAAUGUUCAGCUCCAACACUUUGGUCAGAUAUACCAAGCUUUUACACUUAAUGUAGAGAGCCACUGCCAGUCACUCAAAGAAAGAAAACCUAGUGUAUACCGACUUCAUAUUCCGUGGUCACAUGAGGACUCCUUAACUUUGUCCCAGGUCCCAUCUACGACUGAGAUCCCUGCAAAACUGCACGUCGCCCGACCUGAAAACGACACGGCAGUUCCAGUGUUGAAUAUUUAUUCAUCUCCGGAUUGUCAAUACGAAGUAACCAUCAGGACCUCUUUUCUGCAAGUUCUUGGCCAGGUAAUAAGGUUCCAUGGUGGCACCCUUCCUGUAUACAUUAUUUCUAAUAUUCUUCUUGCCUAUGGAAGACAAUUAAAGUCCCUAAUCUCAACAGGCCACUGUUCAGAUUUUGUCCUGGCCCUUACAAAAGCAUCCCGGCCCUAUAAAGUCGAACCUCUCGUGAAUUUUCUCAAGUUCUUGUUGGGGCUUAACUGGUUCAAAGGACUCUGGGAUGCGUUAUCCUUGCCGGAGGCGGACGUCGUUCCCCUGAGCAAGCAGAAUGUGUGGUUUCCUUUCGUAUCCCUGAUCCUCUUCAUGUUUGGAAGUGGCAUUGCCUACUGGGGUGGCGUUCUCUCCGAUUCGUCCAUAAAGCUCUUGUCCUCCUUGUGGGUAGCUCUAACCAGAUUUUCUGGAUCUCCUGCAGAUGACAAGCUGAUUACGCGAAGAAGGUUGUGUGUCGCUGCUUUCAUGAUUUUCCUCGGUUGGACCACAUGCGGGGCGUUGGCCAUAGUAAUUACGUACUUUCAUUAUAUCUUCAAGGUUAUCAAGCUACAUUCCAGUUUAAGAACAGAACUAAGUGUCCUUAAUAUGCACUCGGAGCGGACGUCUGAGAAUUCCCAUAAAGAAACGGGGAAGAGCUGUGGAUUGGCGGACGGCGUUUCAGAAGCCGCGGAACCGCCCGCCCGCAACGCUGCCGCCGACAGAACUGCCGAUAGCCUCAAGAUGCAUGUCACAAUCCUCAACCUGCUCACGUGGAUUGUCCUGCUCAGUUGUCCAUCGUUAAUUUACUGGUUAAAAAAUCUCAGGUACCACAUUAAACUUGAUCCCGAUCCAUGUAGAACGGUUUCUUUUAUCCUCGUAACCGUGGUGGGGAUAAUCAUGAAUGCAAAUGUUACAAAGAUUAAAUCAAGUAAACUGUUGAAGAUCGCCGUGUACGUUCCCCUUCCCUUAUCUGUCGCUGUCGUGGCCUUCGCACCGAUGCAUUUAUACAGAGUAUCACACUUUGUGAUCAUUCCCCUCUCUCUUCAUGCGUUAUGCUGUAUCGUAUGAAACGUCAGUUAACCAAAGUGCUCGACCCCUCCGACGAAAGGCAGACGGGUUGGAAGGAGAUGGCGAUCCUCAGAUUGGCGCGAGGGCGACACGAAGGGCACCUGCCAUCAACGGCAGCAGCGAGGACAAUUUUGGGGUGACGCAGGAUGGGGAAUUCUUUCUGGUGGCAAUCCUUUGCUUUGGGAAACGUCGCGUUUGGCACUUCAUGGUGCAUUUCAGUCUUUUAAAGGGUUCUGUGGAACUCCGGGUUUCAGUAGGUGCGGUUAGUUUCUUAACCCGACGCUGGUGAGGUCUUGGUAACUGGUUUUGUUGGUGUUGAGAGAGUUGCCGUGUGGGGUUUUUCAGUGUUUUUUAACAAAAAUGUUUGUGAACUUUGUAUCUCAAACGUUCUUCUGUUCUGAGACAAAGCAGGUGCAGUCGGCUGCAGACGGGAAGCAAACGGUGUCCCAAAGUUGACUAGCCAACGAGACAAUCGAAACGUUCUUAUCUCGCAGUAGGCGGCUGUUAUAGCUUUGUCCUUCCUGAGAGGUAUACCGAGCCAUAGCGCUGCCUCUGGACGGUUGUCGGUGACAAAUCAAGAGCUUAUAUCAGAGUCAGCACAUUUGCUGGAUCAUCGAAAACGGUGGUGACCCAGGGGGUGUUCAGUGUCAUAUCAUUGAGUCAGUGUGCCAGUGGACGGGAAUGGUCUUUGCACCGUCACUCUGAAUGCUGGUAAAUGCAGACACCCAGGGCAGAUUCUCAGGUUCCUGUACACAGAGAUUCACUUUGGUAUGCACCGAAGCAUUUAGAAAUGAAGAUGCAUAAUUACUUGAAUUGGGAAUCCAGUGUCCACGCAAAUUUUCUGAUACCUGUAUCAGUCAAUACCCAAAAUACAUACUUGUGCAGCUUACGUGGAUGUCAACAUUUGAAUAACGUUGAAAAAACCCUUCUGGUUACGGUCGAUAACAGAGUGUCCAGGAGCACGUCCAGAAUACAAACUUUUUUCCUUUAAGGGCAAUGAAAUCCCAUGCCAAGCAAGUAAUCUCGCCUGUCUGUAGAUCCCACGCCUCCCUCCCAGUUGAGACACACAUCAGACAGACAGAGAGAUCGGUGUAAUCUCUUCCUCCUCUUCAGCGGUCUCGUUCUGCAAAAGCAGAGGUGCAACCCGUGAGACAGAUGAAUCAUGAAACCCCGCUUUGCCCCAGCAGAAAAAAAAUCUAAAACCUCGGGCCGGUCACACACGCUCAGCCGAGCCUACCUUGCAGA
This is a messenger RNA of Gekko japonicus, 3915 nucleotides long. It is a transcript of the gene PGAP1, whose product is annotated as post-GPI attachment to proteins 1. Lineage: Eukaryota; Metazoa; Chordata; Lepidosauria; Squamata; Gekkonidae. The record is from RefSeq and is a predicted model, not a curated record. Gene Ontology annotation, cellular component: endoplasmic reticulum. Gene Ontology annotation, biological process: endoplasmic reticulum to Golgi vesicle-mediated transport; GPI anchor metabolic process. The transcript is spliced from 27 exons. Gene Ontology annotation, molecular function: phosphatidylinositol deacylase activity. Bases 1 to 2670 code for a protein of 889 amino acids.